CCUCCCUCGCCCCCCACUUACCGGCAUGGAGUCUGGGUCCAGCUUCCUGCGGCGGCAAGCAGAGACUGCCUGAAUCUCCAAAUCUUUUCCAGAUUGGUUCAGAGAACUUCAAAUCGAUUUGGACCUUUUUAUUGGUCUCCUGAUUCGAUUCGGAGACUCAGCCGCCGAAUCAAGCCAAAUCUUCUCCGAAUCGAAUCGGCACCCGAAGCUUCGUGCAGCCCUAGUGCCUGGCACUGUUGGCCAGGGCCUCUGCCUGUCUUCCCCACACUCGUCGGCGACAUCGACAACUGUGGAAGCCUCCAUGCGCAGGUGCUGCACCUGCUGACGGAGCGCAUCCGGACCAAGGCCAUCUUCCAGACACAGCGGUCCAAGUUUAUGACGUGGCAGUUUGAUGGGGAAUACCGCGGGGAUGACUGCACGGCCACCCUGACGCUGGGCAACCCUGAUGUGAUCAGUGAGUCAGUCAUCCUGGUGGCGCACUUCCUGCAGAGCGUGACCUCGCGUCUGGUUCUGGGAGGAGAGAUGGUGUAUCACCGACGCCCGGGCGAGGAGGGCGCCAUUGUCACCCUGGCAGGGAAGUACACGGCUCCCAAAUGGGUGGCAACACUGAACAUUGGCUGUGGCGGUGCCCAUGCCAGCUACUACCACAAAGCCAAUGAGCAGGUGCAGGUUGGGGUGGAGUUUGAAGCCAACACUCGGCUGCAGGACACCACUUUUGCCUUCGGCUACCAGCUCAACUUAACCCAGGCCAAUGUCAUCUUCAGAGGUCUCGUGGACAGCAACUGGUGCGUGGGGGGUGUCCUGGAGAAGAAGCUGCCACCCCUGCCUGUCACCCUGGCCCUGGGCGCCUUCCUCAACCACUGGAAGAACCGCUUCCACUGCGGCUUCAGCAUCAUCGUGGGCUGAAAGGGCUGUGCCCCUGGGCUCUGACUGCUGUGAUGCUACAGCAGGAGCAGGUCCUGGCUGGAUCUGCAUGCCACAGACUGAGGACUGGCAGCCUGCCACUGCCUUCCUGUCUCAGGGAGCCUUUGUGCCAUGAGAUGUACUGCCCCAUGGAGUGACCUACUGCCUUCAUGGCAGCUGCUUCUGGGGUCCAAGAGACAUCUGACACCUGGUGCUGCUUGGGGGAGUCACUCUUUCUGCAGUCAGCCCAGAUCUCUGUGACCACGGUAUGGGUGUGGACAUAGGCUGUGCUGGGGCUGCCCAGCCCAGCGCAGUGAGUGCUACGGGACCGCGCAGUGGUGGUGGGAGUAGGCGGUAUAGGGGCUGCUGCUGGGUGUGAUGUUUUUGCUGUACGACGGCUUGGAACCCCAUUAAAGCACUUGGGCUGCUGGGGGCUAGUAUUGGUGGGGGCAGGCUCUCUGGCUGCCUCGGGGGCAGGGGGAGCUCGGCCUGCCUCCGGGCCUGGUGGUGGGCCAGCCGCUGGCAGGGCUGCAUCCAGGAACCCAGCAAGGGAAGUGCAGUCAUUCUUCCCGGAUAAUGGCAGAAGCUCUGUCAGCUUUAAAAGAGGCUCCUCUCAGUGGUGAGCAGUAUGCUCAGUGGUGAGCAGUAU
Alligator sinensis (Chinese alligator) is the source of this 1552-nucleotide messenger RNA. RefSeq names its product translocase of outer mitochondrial membrane 40 like (gene TOMM40L). The transcript has 7 exons. Gene Ontology annotation, cellular component: mitochondrial outer membrane; mitochondrial outer membrane translocase complex. Gene Ontology annotation, biological process: protein import into mitochondrial matrix. NCBI's taxonomy places the organism in Eukaryota, Metazoa, Chordata, Crocodylia, Alligatoridae. The annotation marks the transcript as partial. Gene Ontology annotation, molecular function: transmembrane protein transporter activity. The record is from RefSeq and is a predicted model, not a curated record.